AUGCCGGACUUUGCUGAUAAGACAUUUGAUGCUGCUAAUACUGUUUAUCAAUCUACCUAUUCCACUUUUGUAUUCCUAUUUGAUCAUGUGAAGGAAAAUACUCAGACGGUAAUGGACUUCACGGUUGAUAAUGCACACAAACUUCAAGACAGGUCUAAGGAGAUGUGGAAUAAUACGGUAUCCGAUAGUCCCCAAUAUUCAUCUGAGUCAUCCUUACGUUCUAAACUUAUAUCUAAAGUGUCGAAUAACAUUAAUACCAUCGGACUAUAUGGAGGUGCACCAUUAUCACUAUUUAUAGGUUAUGAGUUGUACAGAGCUAUAUAUCCCUACAGAAGGAGAGCGCAAAAAUUGCCUACUGGCAGAAGGUUUGAGGUGAUUCUUGUUGUUGGUCAUCCCGAAUCCAAUUUUGUCAAGAAACUAAUCCAUGAUUUGAAUGCUAGAGGCUACAUCGUGUUUGUUGUCGUGAGUGACGAAAGACAACUACGCAUCGUGGAAGAAGAAAAGGAUGACGAUAUUAAACCACUUAUAGUCGAUUAUGAAAGCUCCUCUACCGUGAAAGCUAGUCUUUUGAAGCUUGCCAAGUACUUGGAUACACCAAUUGAUAACACCUACUAUCAUCUUAGAGGAUGCAUUUUCAUACCAGACUAUUUUAGGAUGCCCAAGAUAUCCCGGAUGGAUCAGCUUUCUGGAAGAGAAUUCAAACGAGUGAUGGAUGAGCAGAUAUUCAGCUUGAAUAUGCUUCUCUCCAACGGACUAAACGUUUUCCUCAGGGAAAGUAACAACAGAAGGAAGUCUGUACAGGAGUGUAACAACGUGAAGAUAGGGGGAGGGUAUUCCAAGCUUAUUUUUGUGAACUUCGUUAUGUAUGCUAAAAAUGAGACAAGAACACUACUUUUAAGGCUUGCUUGUUCUCUGAAUCAAACAUUUUUUGAUGAAUUGCAUAGAGAAUUAGCACCAGGGUUAAUUGAAUCUUUCUCCAGAUCCAUCUUCGGAAUUGAUCGUGAUUCUUCCAAAAUUGACAUUUCAAUGAUCUCCAUAAAGUAUGAAAAGGAUACAGAAUCACAUCUCAUUGGUGAUUCUCUUAUUGACAAUUUCAAGGGCUCUACGAAGAAUAAAAGGCUCAGCUCCAAAGACGUGCACUAUAAAAUAUACGAUCUUUUAAACAGCAACUGGCUCAAAAGAGAUUACCAUAUUCACAACUAA
Messenger RNA from Brettanomyces nanus, 1203 nucleotides. RefSeq lists its product as uncharacterized. The record is from RefSeq and is a predicted model, not a curated record. NCBI's taxonomy places the organism in Eukaryota, Fungi, Ascomycota, Pichiomycetes, Pichiales, Pichiaceae. Bases 1 to 1203 code for a protein of 400 amino acids. The transcript has a single exon.